Aspergillus campestris IBT 28561 is the source of this 1413-nucleotide messenger RNA. Its product is annotated as SDR family NAD(P)-dependent oxidoreductase. Gene Ontology annotation, molecular function: oxidoreductase activity, acting on the CH-OH group of donors, NAD or NADP as acceptor. The record is from RefSeq and is a predicted model, not a curated record. The transcript has 3 exons. Bases 18 to 1040 code for a protein of 340 amino acids. NCBI's taxonomy places the organism in Eukaryota, Fungi, Ascomycota, Eurotiomycetes, Eurotiales, Aspergillaceae.
AGAGAAAAAAAACCAAAAUGGCAGCCCGACUCUCCCAAAUCUCCUCCCACCUCAACUUCCCCUCCGGCCUCCUCGCCAACCAAGUAGCCAUCAUCACCGGCGCCGGCCAAGGCAUUGGAGCCGAGACGGCGAGACUGUUUGCCAACGAGGGUGCCAAGGUUGUUAUUGCUGAUAUUGACCAUGACAAAGCAAACGCAGUAGCCACCGCCAUCAACAGCGCAUCCCCCAACCGCGCCCUCGCUGUCCCCGGCGACGUGCUCAACGACGCAUACAUUGCCGAGCUGGUCAAAAAGGCCGCUGAGUUCGGAGACGGCAAGAUCCAUAUUAUCGUUAAUAAUGCGGGGUUUACGUGGGAUGGAGUUAUUCAUAAGAUGACAGACAAACAAUGGGACACAAUGCUCGCUAUCCACGGCACAGCGCCCUUCAAGCUCGUCCGCGCUGCGGCGCCCUACUUCCGCGUGAAAGACAAGGAGCCGCGGGUUAUUAUCAAUAUCAGCUCUACGUCUGGGAUUCAUGGGAAUGCGUUAGUCUUUCCCUUCAUUACCUCACCCUUGCCUUACCUUUGCCCUGUCUUUCCCUUACCCUUACCUUCCACCCUAAACCUACCCCCAUCUACAAUACUAACCACAAUGGUGAACGAUAGAGGCCAAGCAAACUACGCCCUCGCCAAAGCCGGCGUCGUCGGCCUGACCCGCACAAUCGCCAAAGAAUGGGGCCCUGCCUUCGGGGUGCGCUCCAACACCAUCGCCUUUGGCUUCGUGCAGACCCGUCUCACGGCCGCUAAAGAAGCCGGCGCAUUCAUCACCACGCCCGACGGGACGAAAGUCGCGCUCGGCAUCCCGGGGAAGCAGCUUGAUUCCCGCCGUGGUGGUGCUGUGCAGCAGGAGGCGAAGACGGCGGCGCCGGCGUACCCCGAUAUCCCGCUGGGACGGCCGGCGAGUCCCGAGGAGGCGGCGAGGUCGGUGUUGGGGGUUGCGAGUCCUUUGUUUAGUUAUGUUAGUGGGGAGACGAUUCGGGUUACGGGGGGGAGGAAUAUGUAGUUCUUCUCUUUUUUCUCUUCUUUCUCGGGGUUGAUUUGCUGGGGAGGCAGAGUUGUUUUGUGCAUUUGCUUGAGGGGUGUUGUUUGAUUGUUGUUGGUAUUUUUGAUAUCUGAGUGCAGUUGAUAUUUGAAUGCAAUUGAUAUCUGAGUGCAAUUGAUAUCGUAGGUAGUUGGUUAAUAUCCACGUGCACGAGCCGAAGACGUCGAUAUCACACCCAACAUGUCCUCUCAUGAGGUCGCACUCGAUAAUGCACAACGUAUAUGCAAUCCAUAGCUUUAUCGUAAAGUAUCAUACAGAGUAUCAAACAAAGUACCGUAUCAUAAGAUUAUAUCUCUGUAUCGUAAAAAUCCAGAACCAGAAUCUCCGUAACACU